UGGGGGGUCACAUGGUUUGAGCGGAGGAGUCAGCUGGGAAGGAGAGGGCUGCCUGCUCAUGCGCUGAGGUCGCACAUAGACACAGCAGUAGCCUGGAGCUGCCGCACUGACACCGAGUACAGGGCUCGUCUGCAUUUGCUGAGCAAACCGCUUGCACCGCCUGUAGUGAUUAUAUCGCGCGCCUCUUACCACCCAGAGCCUGGACUUGAUAUACGCCCGAGUCAUAUUGGUUGUGCUUGUUUAGCGGAUUCUUCCGCCAGCCGCAGCCAAGGAGACUUCACCUGCUCCCGGCAGAAUGGAAGGAGGCGCCUAUGGAGCUGGCAAAGCUGGAGGAGCCUUUGACCCCCAGACUUUCAUCAGGCAGCCCCAUACAAUCCUUAGAAUGGUCUCCUGGAUCUUCUCCAUAGUGGUAUUUGGCUGCAUUAUUAAUGAAGGAUACAUCAAUAGUCCAACUGAAGAAGAGGAGCACUGCAUCUUUAACCAGAAUCAGAGUGCCUGCAGCUAUGGGGUGACUGUAGGGGUGCUGGCAUUCCUGACCUGCCUCGCGUACCUAGCAGUUGAUGUAUACUUCCCACAAAUCAGCAGUGUCAAGGACCGUAAAAAAACUGUUAUAUCUGAUAUUGCCAUUUCUGCUCUGUGGGCAUUCUUUUGGUUUGUUGGCUUCUGUUUCUUAGCCAAUCAGUGGCAAGUUUCCAACCCCAAUGACAAUCCCAUGAAUGAAGGAGCAGAUGCUGCAAGAGCGGCCAUCACAUUUUCCUUCUUCUCCAUUUUCACUUGGGCGGGACAAGCUGUGCUAGCCUAUCAACAAUACCGUCUGGGCUCCGACUCUGCGCUGUUUUCUCAGGACUACAUGGACCCAAGCCAAGACCAAGGGCCUCCUUACCCCCCUUAUGCCAGCAAUGAAGACUUGGAUCCCUCUGCAGGCUAUCAGCAGCCCCCCUCAGAAGCCUAUGAUGCUGGCUCACAUGGUUACCAGACCCAGGAUUACUGAAGGUCCCUAAAAUAAAUGUCCCUGGCUGAGAGGGAUGACUUGCAUCAGCACAUGCAAAGCUUAGUAAUAUUGGAAAUGUGACUAUCCCAUGCAUUUGCUUGUACCAGAUGAGGGCAAGGGAUCCUGGCAAAAUCCUGCACUGGAUAUGUGUUAGUGGAAGGUAGAACUGGGAAGUAAAGAAAAAUGACGGAGCAGUUAAAUGGAUUCACUGAACUGCCCCCCCAGUCACUUUAUUUUUUGUAGCUCCUGAAUUAAUUUACUCGAGCAACAAGAUGGAGAGCUGUAUGCCAAACUUGAGACACGGGAGAGGGCAAGAACAGAAAAGCAAAUCAUUUUAAAACAUAAUCCUAGCCGCUACCUUCUAUAGAUGGCAAUGGAUAAGCCUCUACAUUCGGUAUGUGGUGCCUCAACUGUCAUAUCUUGUUCCCCUGUGAAUGUGCCCCUAGAGGAAGCCAAUUAGAACCAACACUUGAUCCGUGACUUUUUAACCUGUAGACAAACUGUAAGAAAUAAACAAUUCCUUUAGCUGCCAGAGUGAACACACCAACACAAUUAAGUGGCGCCAGUCUUUUAGUGAUUGUAGGCAAAGGAGUAUGUGGCAUUAAGAAAUGAAUACGAAUAUUCCCGGGCUCGGUAAUGCUAAACACUGAAUGGUCCUCUGUUUAGUAUCCUAAGUGUCACUGCCUAAAAUUACAUUUAUACAGUAUAUACCUAAAUAUAAUAUAUAUGUCUAAUAGUUAUGUGCACAUGAUAUAUAAAUAUAUUCUACGUUUACAAAUGUAAUAUGUGAGAUUGGUUUCUCUAAUGAUGUGUAUUCUCAAUAAAGAUAUUAAAAGUGAA
Messenger RNA from Xenopus laevis (African clawed frog), 1831 nucleotides. It is a transcript of the gene syngr1.S, whose product is annotated as synaptogyrin 1 S homeolog. NCBI's taxonomy places the organism in Eukaryota, Metazoa, Chordata, Amphibia, Anura, Pipidae. Gene Ontology annotation, cellular component: synaptic vesicle membrane; neuromuscular junction; membrane. The coding region runs from base 296 to 991 and encodes 231 amino acids. The record is from RefSeq and is a predicted model, not a curated record. The transcript has 5 exons.